AAUCUGCAUUCACUGAGAGGCUCUUUCACCCUGACAGAUUUGCAGUGUGCAUGCAUAUGUGUUCGUGUUAUCCCCCUUGAUUCUCUGGCUUAUUUAUUUAUUUACUCAUUUUCUACAGAUUCCUUUUAUUGUCCCUGCUUUCACAAGCGCUUAAUACUGUCAAACAGUGGAUCUGCUGACACAAGACGCGUAUAGCGGAUCUCAUAUAACCAAUAUUAAUUCUCCCAGCCUGGCGGAAUGUAUCAUUAUAGUCAAUGUACCUGGUAGGGGGUGGGGGGCACGACGGGACUAUUCCAUUUGAAACAAAGAGAACGGUUGAGGGGGGAGAUGUGUUCACCAAAGACGCCAAAUUCUGGAAAUUAUACCUUACUUAAUUUCAAAUUUUUCCACCACAAAAUGAUCGUGUGGAUACUCCUGCUUUUAUGUCGUAUACAAUGUUCUAUUCAAAAGGAAGAUGAAGAUUAUGAAGAUGCGCCAUCUAAUAAAACAUGGCUUUUGACACGUAAAUUCCAUGAUAAUGAUGUAACAUCUAUUUUAAAUGGACUUCUUAAUGGAUAUGACAACAAGUUGAGGCCUGAUAUAGGAGUGAAACCGACAGUAAUUCACACAGGCAUGCACGUAAAUAGCAUUGGUCCAGUAAAUGCCAUCAAUAUGGAAUAUACUAUUGACAUAUUUUUUGCUCAAACCUGGUAUGACAGACGUCUCAAAUUUAAUAGCACCAUAAAAGUACUUCGGCUAAAUAGUAACAUGGUUGGCAAGAUCUGGAUACCAGACACAUUUUUUCGUAACUCCAAAAAAGCAGAUGCACACUGGAUAACAACACCUAAUCGAAUGCUGAGGAUAUGGAAUGAUGGUAGAGUUCUUUACACACUGAGGCUUACUAUAGAUGCUGAAUGUCAGUUGCAGUUGCAUAACUUUCCAAUGGAUGAACAUUCUUGCCCCCUGGAAUUUUCGAGCUAUGGAUAUCCAAAAGAAGAGAUUAUCUACCAGUGGAAACGCAGUUCAGUUGAAGUAGGAGAUGUAAGGUCAUGGAGACUUUACCAGUUUUCAUUUGUUGGUCUAAGAAAUACCACAGAGGAAGUGAAAACAACUUCAGGAGAUUAUGUUGUAAUGACAGUAUACUUUGAUCUGAGCAGAAGAAUGGGAUACUUCACUAUUCAGACCUAUAUUCCUUGCACACUUAUUGUUGUUCUGUCUUGGGUGUCUUUUUGGAUUAACAAAGAUGCUGUUCCAGCUCGGACAUCACUGGGUAUUACAACCGUCCUGACAAUGACAACUCUAAGUACAAUUGCACGGAAGUCUCUACCUAAGGUGUCUUAUGUGACAGCAAUGGACCUCUUUGUAUCAGUGUGCUUUAUUUUUGUAUUUGCUGCUCUGAUAGAAUAUGGAACUCUCCAUUAUUUUGUCAGUAACAGGAAGCCAAGCAAGGACAAGGAGAAAAAGAAGAAAAAUCCACUUCUCUGGAUGUUUUCCUUCAAGGCUCCAACUAUUGACAUCCGUCCACGUUCAGCUACAAUUCAGAUGAACAAUGCCACACAUCUUCAAGAGAGAGAUGAAGAAUAUGGAUAUGAAUGCCUAGAUGGUAAAGAUUGUGCCAGUUUCUUCUGCUGUUUUGAGGAUUGCCGAACCGGCGCAUGGAGACAUGGAAGAAUACAUAUUCGUGUUGCAAAAAUUGACUCCUACUCAAGAAUUUUCUUCCCAACUGCCUUUUGCUUGUUUAAUUUGGUGUAUUGGGUAUCAUACCUCUACCUUUAAAAGAUAUAAAAUAAAAUCAUGAAUAUAGAUAAGUGACAUGGGCCUUAUAAAAUAUACAUAAUUUUGUUUAUCAAAUCAUUUUGUGACGCACAUUUUAUCUGAUGAUUCAAUGUGUAGUGUGCCAUAGCUUAGUAUUACACUAAUGCUGAAUAAAACAUGGUUUACAGUCAGAUUUGAGAAAAUAAAAGUUAAUUAUAGAAUAGUGUGUUAAGCCAUAGGAAUAUAAAGGUUUAUACGUAUUAAAGGAUUCAGUUAUCUUUAUAAGGGAUGAGUGAUUAUGAUAAUCUGUCAAUGCUGUGUAAACAUACUGCUCUUUUUGCAACUUUUGUUUUCUAUUUCUUGUCUGUAUUUGACAUUUAAGCAAUUUUCUCACAUGUCUACAGAUUUAAAGUAAGAUAAAAAAAUAUACACCUUUUAUAAAAUGGUAAAAACUUCUCACCAUUUAGGUAACAAGCACAUGUAUACAAUCAUGUAAAUAUUUUGCUAAAAAAACAUGUAGUAUAUAGAAGAUUAAAUGCAUGCAUCCAUUAAUGCCAACAUACAGCCAAGGUACCUUACCAUAUAGUGUUAUACAUUUUACAUGUCACCCUGUGUUGUUUUAGGUAUAAUGAUGGAUUUAGUUCAUCAUUUUCUAUUCAACCUUGACUACCUAUGCUGUCAUGCAUGAACUAUUUCAUACUGCUCUUUCCUGAUAACUAUUCUAUAUGCCUUAAGGAUAUGAAAUUUGAAAGCAAUCUGCUCUUUCACAAACUCUCCAAUUCAGUAUUUUAGAAAAUUCAGCCAAAGGGAGCAAUCAGGCAGCAGAAACAAACUGUACAAGUCUGCUCAGCUUUUCUCCUAUAUAUUUUGAUUUUCCCUGCUUCCAUUUGCUUUUACAUACAUAUGCCUUUUAUGUAUUCAGAGUUAUAUUCAGGUCAUAACACUCUAUGAUCACAAUAAGUGCAGUUAAUUUAUAAUGUUACUUAAGACUAGUCAUACUAAGCAUUAUGUAAUUUAAUUUUCAUAUAUAGAAACAUUCAUAUUAGAUAUUACAAAAAAAUAAGCAUUAAAAAAGUUCAAACACUUCAUUGUAAUAGGGACUAUUAGCCCAAAAGUAAAUAAUCAUGUUGAAAAAAAAUCUGAAUAAUAUUACUUAUGUAGCUUUUUAUGGGCGUAUGAUCUAUUGAGUGGGAUUUUUGCGUUUGACUUUGCAAUGUCUGACAAAGUGCUGCAUCUAUUAGCUAAUUAUGUGAUAUUAUUCACACUGUUACACCAUGUUUUAAUAUUUUUUGUUUAAUAAAAGAAAAUAUCUUAAAAUAAUGUUAGAAAAGGCGAGUUAGUUUCAAAGUCACUUUGUUGGCUUAGUAAGAGGCGUUAACCACUGCAGAUAAAUGCAAAAGUGAUGGUGCGUGUAUGCUUUUAAAUUUUCUGUCAAAUAAUUUUUAGGCAAAUUAAAAACCACAUGAGCUAUUAUGCCCCUUUUUCUGCCACUCACAUAAUGUAGGGGUUCCUCUUGAGUAAGCUUAAAGGCUACCCUCUGUGAUACAUUUGUAAAGCUCUGAUUUAUAUAUUGUGAGUGCCAAGAUGCCCUAUAGUAAGGUAGCACUUAUAGUGUGCUGGGUCCUAAAAACUGAUAAAGUCAUGAAGCACAAUGUGGCAGAAUAGGAGACGAAGAAUUUAUGAAGAUGGCCACUUUAUUAGCAAUAGGGAAGGCAUCUUGGAAUAGUUGUUACAGUCUAUUGUAUAGGUCAGUUUCACUAAUAAACACCUCUUAUUCAGUGUCACCGGAAUCCUGAUAAAUUGAAAAGACAAAAUAUACGUUUGCAAGUAUAUCAGAAAUCCUGGAAUAUUUUCACAUUUUCUUGCUAGAGAGUCCUCCAGUAAGGAGACGCAUUGGCUGUCAGAUUUCAACACCCCACCCCAUAAAUACACUUUUCAUUAUAAUUGCUGAUACUUGUUUUAUUAAGGGAUCACUAUAGGGUCAGGAACACAAAUGUAUUCCUGACCCUAUAGUGUUAACAACACAAUCUAGCCCCCCUGGGCCCCUCAU
This is a messenger RNA of Pelobates fuscus (common spadefoot toad), 3784 nucleotides long. RefSeq names its product gamma-aminobutyric acid type A receptor subunit gamma2 (gene GABRG2). Lineage: Eukaryota; Metazoa; Chordata; Amphibia; Anura; Pelobatidae. Gene Ontology annotation, biological process: gamma-aminobutyric acid signaling pathway; regulation of postsynaptic membrane potential; chloride transmembrane transport. Gene Ontology annotation, cellular component: postsynapse; dendrite membrane; neuron projection. The record is from RefSeq and is a predicted model, not a curated record. The coding region runs from base 328 to 1755 and encodes 475 amino acids. Gene Ontology annotation, molecular function: GABA-A receptor activity; GABA-gated chloride ion channel activity; benzodiazepine receptor activity. The transcript has 10 exons.